GAAAAGUCCUACCCAUCUCUUAAACCACUCGGCAGUUACAUCAAUGAUCUGAUUACUCUCCUCAAGUUUCUUCAAGAGUGGUAUGACAAUGUCACAAUGGAGCGCCUCCCGUGUUCUGGGUAUCUGGUUUUUUCUUCACUCAGGCCUUCUUACCGGGAUCAAAGCAGAAAUGCGCCAGAAAAUACACCAUUCCUAUUGAUCUCCUAACGUUUGAUUUCGAGGUUCUUGGCGACAAUAAUUACGAAACUCCACCCGAGGACGGUGUCUAUGUUAACGGCUUGUUAAUGGAAGGCUCUCGAUGGGAUAGAGAAAAGAGAGUGAUUGGAGGGUCGCACGGGAAAGCUUUGUAUGACAACAUGCCUGUUAUCUGCCUCAAACCCUGCAAGAAGGAAGACAUUGUUGACCGGUCGCAUUUUGUCUCCCCUGUUUACAAAACAAGCGAGAGGAGAGGUACGCACUCUACCACAGGCCACUCCACUAACUUU
Porites evermanni is the source of this 485-nucleotide messenger RNA. Lineage: Eukaryota; Metazoa; Cnidaria; Anthozoa; Scleractinia; Poritidae. The record is from the annotation of a GenBank genome assembly.